GUCUUCAUCUCAGCCACAGCAGUACCUCGCCGACAAACGAGUUCACGUCCCAAGACAUUGACGAAGGACCUGCUCUUCCCGGUUAUCUCCCAGAGGACGACCAGCGCAGCACCUGAUGUCAUCAUCAGGCGCAAAGUUCAUGAACAAAGCGAAGAGAGACAGGGAGCUCAGACGACAUGCGAUUGGUUGUGGCAAGUCAUCCAGCCAAAUGAGGAAAUCGUCGACUUGGUUUAGACACGGUUCUUCACAUUACACCGCACCUUCCUCAUACGGUACAGGGACUCUCCCAGCUGCGCUCUGGAGAAUGUGGAAGAGUGGGUAGCGCGCACAUUGCAAGAAAGGAGGAGCAAAAGAGCUGG
Messenger RNA from Ilyonectria robusta, 359 nucleotides. RefSeq lists its product as uncharacterized. The record is from RefSeq and is a predicted model, not a curated record. Lineage: Eukaryota; Fungi; Ascomycota; Sordariomycetes; Hypocreales; Nectriaceae. Bases 116 to 322 code for a protein of 68 amino acids. The transcript has a single exon.